Messenger RNA from Morchella sextelata, 291 nucleotides. RefSeq lists its product as uncharacterized. The record is from RefSeq and is a predicted model, not a curated record. The transcript is spliced from 4 exons. Bases 1 to 291 code for a protein of 96 amino acids. NCBI's taxonomy places the organism in Eukaryota, Fungi, Ascomycota, Pezizomycetes, Pezizales, Morchellaceae.
AUGCCUGCUCUCUACAACAUUCCAUCGCCGUUUGCUCUCAUUUCUAGUACGUUCCAUUUUGAUACCCGAAUCCUCAGGCUUGUCACCACCCUGGGCAAUUCCCUGUCACAACCUGGCACGAUCACGCUGCAUUUUCAGUCAGAACCCCAAAUUCUACUUUUCCGACUGCCACCAUAUGUCGGUUCCGACUGUUAUGAAUCAUCGGUUCAGAGGAUCGAUGCAAACUUGAAGGUGGUUUGUUGGAUCGUUGAGAGUAUUUUGGAGAAGUAUAGUUAUCAGUGCGGCUUCUAG